Molecule: messenger RNA, 1395 nt
Organism: Lichtheimia ornata
Lineage: Eukaryota; Fungi; Mucoromycota; Mucoromycetes; Mucorales; Lichtheimiaceae
Exons: 7
Coding region: 1-1395 (464 amino acids)
Source: RefSeq, a predicted model, not a curated record
AUGACACGAUUUGCUGCCCGUUUCCUUCGGGUCAUUUCUUGCAUUUCCUUGGUCCUUGCCAUUGCCGAUGCCCAGAAUGCCGACUUUGAUCCCUCGGUGAACCAUUACAGCUGGUCUUUCAGCAUAGCCAACGAUAGUGCUAAUGGUUUUUCAGUCGAAUAUCACAACUGGUACAAGGUGGUGACCAACCAUCAAUUGAACGAACGAUAUGCUUUGGUGUGCUGUGAUCAGCCUUUGGACAACUUUACCAACCAGUACAAUGCUGCUAUCAAUACCCCAGUAACCAAUGUCGGCAUUGAGAAUGUGCGUGAUAUCCUUCCAUACAUGGAGUUGUUGGGCCUUGCCGAUUCCGUCAAAGCUAUUCAAGGAUAUCAAAACGUGACCUCGCCAUGCUAUGGCAACGUGACCGAUACACCUGGCUCGAAUACAGUGGAUCUUAUGUUCAGUGAACAUAGCAACACCAACCUUCAGGGCAACCCUCCUUAUGUUGGCUUUACACCCGAUAAUGAUAACUUGUCCCCUUUGCAGAAAGCAUCAUGGCUGGUCUACAUUGCAAUGUUUUUCGACAUGGAAGGUGUAGCCACUACCAUCUUUGGCAACAUUGACAACAUUUACAAUUGUCACAAGGCGAAUCUUGAAGACAUGGCGGAUAAAAAGAACAUUGCUUGGACCUCUUACGACCCAACCAACAAUUCAUGGACGAUCGUCAAUGAUAAUUUUCAUGCGGCGCUGGUCAAGGAUUCCGGAGCCUUGUUGAUUUCACCCAAUUCAGCACAAAGCAACGUUUACACCCAAUUGAAUGAAUUCCAUACCGCUAUUCGACUUGCAGACUAUGUCAUUGAUAUCACGCCUCUUGAAAACCUUGGUAACCAAUCAUACGACAGCUGGUUGAAUCUUGGUGGAUUUGUUUCAGGAACGGAUAUCUACAAUGAACCCUUCAUUGCUGAUAAGGGUCUCUAUCGUACGGAUGGGCUAGUGAAUACCAAUGGCAUUUCAGAUUGGUCGCAGCGAUCUCCCGCCCGCCCGGAUUUAGCUUUGAGAGAUGUGAUACACAUGUUUGCGCCCACCUACGAGCCUGACUAUCAACUUACAUGGUUACGCAACUUUGCAAAAGGAGAUUACACCCGACAGAUUGCAGAUAGUGGCUAUCAAUGCAAUGCCACGGAGAUUGUUAAAAAGGCUACUUGCGAUGCACACAAAUAUGGUUCGGAUUCAGAAGCAGGCGAUGAAGUACCAAGUGGUGGCCAUACCCUUAGCACUGGUGGCAAGGCUGGUAUCUCCGUUGGUGUCAUUGUAUUUGCCAUUGGCGCAGCAGCUGUAGCUUUCUUUUUAUAUCGAAGACAUCGCCAAGUCAAGGCCAGCCGACCUUUUUACCGCAUGAAUGAUGUCAGCUAG